This is a messenger RNA of Entelurus aequoreus (snake pipefish), 2189 nucleotides long. RefSeq names its product Ras association domain family member 7a (gene rassf7a). Bases 605 to 1936 code for a protein of 443 amino acids. Gene Ontology annotation, biological process: signal transduction. The transcript is spliced from 7 exons. Lineage: Eukaryota; Metazoa; Chordata; Actinopteri; Syngnathiformes; Syngnathidae. The record is from RefSeq and is a predicted model, not a curated record.
UAGGAUGUGGAAGGGAGGGUGUUAGUUUAGGGUUGAAGUUGCCUGGAGGUGUUCUUUUAGUGCGGUUUUGAAGGAGGAGGUAAACGUGCUGUACUUUAGAAAUAAAUAAACUUAAUCUUUUUUCUUUUCUUUUUUCUUUUCUUUUUUUUUUUAAACAUAUUUUCAGACAUGUUUUUCAAGUGUAAACGUGCUGUACUUUAAUAUAACAUUAUUCGAAAGAAACCACUGCCGUCAGGCCCGUCACCAGUCGGCGUUUAGUUUGAAAAUACCGACCGGAUGCUCAAUGAUGACCUUUUCCGGAAUGGCUUGACAACAGUUGUCUGUGGACUGCCAAAAGUCGUCUGUUAGUCUUUUAAUAAUGUUUCACGAAGCUCCGCCGCUGCUGAAUGCUUCACGUGGUGGUGGAUCAGGUAGCGCACACAGUCAGUAGCAGGCUUGUCUCGCUCUUCUUCUUCCUCUUCUCCUUUUUCGUCAGGCAGACACUCUCGAAGACAGUCAGGCUGAAAGAAUCAGUGCCAUGCAACGUUAAGCUGAGGCAAGCCAAACUGAAGUGAGUCCGUUUGGAAGACCAUCUUACCAAUCACCUUGCCCCGCUUGGUCGCCAAUGGAGCUCAAAGUGUGGGUGGAUGGAGUAGUGCGGGUGGUAUGUGGCCUAUCGGAAGAGACAUCCUGCCAGGAUGUGGUCAUUGCUCUGGCCCAAGCCAUAGGUCAGACAGGUCGCUAUGUCUUGAUUCAACGUCUUCGGGAUACAGAGAGACAGUUGCUUGCCACAGAAAGACCCCUUGAGUCUGUGGCCAAGUUAGGCCAGCAUGGGAAUGAGGUUCAGUUCUUCCUACGUCGCACUGGCCCGAGCAGCAGCGAUGGGCCUGGCUCAAAACAAGACAAACUGAGCCCUCUCCCCCUGCCAAAAUAUCCUGAGCAGGACCUCUCAAAAUGCAACCAGCCCAAGAAAUCUCUCACCUUUAACUUGGGGCCAUCCACUUCUCACAGAGCCAAACCUUUUCAGAGGUCUCCUCGGGACUCCCCUGAGCAAAGAGCCUCGCCGUCAUCUUCUCCCAUCCCUACUACCCAUCAUGCUCCAUCUCCCUCGCCACCAAUAGGCCCAUCCAAAGAGGAGGUUUUUAGGAAGGUUCUUCAGCAGCAGGAAAGACUGAGGGCAAUCGAAGAACAGCUGGAAACCCUAGAAAGGGAGUCCAACACUCGAGAGCGCCACUGCUCCUCUCCGUGUCCUUCACCUAUGUCCGUCCACUUCCAAGAGGAGUUGGACACUUUGGAGCAAACAAUGCGGAAGAACCAAGCUGAGCUCGCCCACGAGCAGUACUGGGAGGAAGAGCUUCAAGCUGAGACGGAGAGGGAGCAAGAAAUGAGGAGAAAGCUAGGAGAGCUCCACACAAAGCUGGAUGACUGCGGAAGGCGUCUCCACGAGUUCUCUGUGCGUUCCACACAGCUGGAGCAAGAGAUCCAGCAGGAAAGUCAGUUGGAGGCCAAAAGCAAAGGGCCAGAGGAAUCACUUAAUGCUGUGAAAGCAGAGCUCUGGAGCCAGGAGACGCAUGGAACAGAGUUAGAGGUGCAACUAUCUGAGACUGAUAAGGCUCUGGGGAAGGCAGAGUCUCUGCUGCAGGGCAAACAUGAGGAGCUGGAGGAGUUGAACAAGGAUCUGCGGCAGUGUAACCUGCAGCAGUUUAUCCAGCAAGCCGGCGUCUUGCCUGCGCACAGCCACUCGCGCACGGAUCUUCAAGAGCAACUGGAGCAGUUGGAACUGGCACAUCUUCUGCAGGAUGGAUACAGGAAUGGAAGUAGUGGUAUGACUGCAGCGGAAUCACCGCCUCGUCCCACUGCCAAACAGUUCCUGGGUCAUCCGCGUAACUUGCAGAAUCCCCUGGUGUCCAGUCUCAACCCCGAGGUCUUGACAUCCCAAGAGUCGUCAUGGCGAUAAAACAUGGACCACAAGGGCAGAAACUUGGUCACUUGUUAAAUAUAAUCACCGUCUAUUUAACCCCUGUGUAAUUCUCAUAUAUAUAUAUAUAUAUAUAUACUGUAUAUACAUAAGACAAAUUAUUGACAGAGUUUUGCUACUGUAAACACGACAAGCUAUCUGUGUAAAAUGUAAGAUAAUUUAGGAAACUUUUACAUAGACCAAUUAUUAUUAUGUAUUUAAAUUUACCGGUAAUAAAAAUGUUCAUGUGUUU